CUUCCACAACAGAAUAAUAAAUAGUGGUAGCUACGUUUAGCUAGAAGCAAGCUAGCUAGCUACAUCAACUAUCUUGGUUUCACAAGAUAAAUGAGCGAUUUCACACUACUAACUAAGUGCAUUGUAAUGAAAAUAUAAUGACUGCAUUGGACACUUCUGUUGAACAAAAAUCUAUUGGAAAAUGUUUGCUGUAUAACUGGGUAGAGGAGCGGGCCACUGCCGUCCUUGACAAUGAGAGGCCCAGAGCGCACAUCCACAAAAAUGGACAUAAAGGGAUUCUCACCAUGGAUCUGUCAUCCAAAGUUCAAGGUGUCACCACAGUGAAUGCUGCUUUCACCCCUCCCAGGGGUCAUGGGGUGAGACAAAGAGGCCUCAGAGGAGAACUUUUGGAAAAUGAUCUGCUCAAGAAAAUAAGUGAGCAGACACAUGCAGAAUUUAAUCCUGAGCCUCCCAAAACAGAAUUCUGCUCCACUACCAAAGAGGACUACAAAGUUGAAGGCUUUCUGCCUUCCCUGCCUUCACCACUAAAGGUGCAUGACUACAAAAGCGAUCAGGCAAUUACCUUUUGGAGUGAGAAUCAUCAUCAGAUACAGGGUGUGACAGCGGUGAGAACCAGGGAUACCCCAUUCAAGAAGAAUGCCACCUUCAGCACACCUAUCAGUGAACACAUGGAUGACAAGCCUAUUCUGUACACACCGGAGAAUUAAGCUGUUACUCAUUGGACACAGUGGUAUUAAAUUAUUGUUCCAUAAUAUUGUGUAUGAAUAUUGCUCUGUUUAUCAUUUCAAUUAACUAGUCUCUGCACUGUAUAUGAAUUGCAAAAGUACUGCACAAAUGAUUUAACACAAGCAGACAGAUGAAUGGUUUUGAAUUGUAACUUUAUCUCAGGGUCCUUGUCUCCUUGCAGAAUUACAGUUGUUGUUUUUUUUAUUCAUACCAGAGCUUUGUAUUAAGAAUAUUCUCUCUGUUUGUUCAUGCUUUUAUUUUUGUUUGUAGGUUAUUUUCUCCUAUGGUCUUUUUCUCAAACCUUUGCAACUUGUAAUUACCACAAAUGAGCAGUGCUGAACAACAGAAAGCCACAUGUUCCACUUUCCUCUGUGCUGGGCAAAAAUGGAUCUGGCUAUUGUCCUUGGACAAAUGGCAAGAAAACCAUUUGUUUUUUGAGAUGAGGAAAGUGUUUUUCCAACGUUAAAAAGAGAGGCACACAGAACCCUCCGCCUUACAGAUGUCAGAAAUAUUGAUGUUCAUAUUGAUGUUCAUGCAGCCUCCUCACUUUAGAGAGCAUGGCUCUGAUUCAGAUUCGUGUUCUGUCAAUCAAGAGACAUAUCUACAUUGUGUCCCUCUCUCCUCUUGCUUUCAGCAGAGAUUAUGAGGAGGUAGCUAUGGCAACAAGUAAUUUUAGACUACAUUUAUGCAAAUUAUCCCCCAAAACAUUUCCUUACCUCAUGGGAUUAGAGGGGGAAACAAUUGAUGUCUGAAACAGAUGACAUUUAGCUACUUCCAGCCAAGUGAAAUAUAUUGCAUAUAAUUGUUUUAAUUCAAAUUAACUGUGAAAAAGUAAAUAUUUCCUUGAAUAAAUUUGGCUACUAAUUUUCUUCCAUGAUUCAAUUAAAUUAAUAAUGUAUGUUUUGAUCUAUACAUAACUGUGUAUUUAUUUAAGUUUAUAAAACAUGUAUUACAAUACUUCAUUCUCUGUAUUUCCCUGUGAAGGGAGCACUGCUCUGAGUUAUUCAAAUGAAUGUAGUGCUUUUGUCAGAGGAGACAAAUGUUGAACCAUCUUAUGAACUAUGUGCUUGUGAUACAGUAGGCCUACAUACCUGCAGUAGAAAUUCCUUCAAUGCAUUCCCCCGUCAAAAGUUCCCUUCUUGGUUGUUGUUGUCUCUCCUCCCAAAUUGUAUCAAAAAUGCUAAUGGCGUUCUUCACCCUCCCUUCAACUCUCUUCAAAAGAUAAAACCAGGAGCCUUUGAUGACUCAACAAUUA
Oncorhynchus mykiss (rainbow trout) is the source of this 1981-nucleotide messenger RNA. It is a transcript of the gene spag8, whose product is annotated as sperm associated antigen 8. Gene Ontology annotation, cellular component: cytoplasm; nucleus. Gene Ontology annotation, biological process: positive regulation of transcription by RNA polymerase II. Lineage: Eukaryota; Metazoa; Chordata; Actinopteri; Salmoniformes; Salmonidae. The record is from RefSeq and is a predicted model, not a curated record. Gene Ontology annotation, molecular function: microtubule binding.